AUGGUGGCCUUAGGGUUGCAAAGAUUGGAUCAACUGUUAGUAAAAAUCAAAAGGCUAGUGGAGUCAGCCGUAGAGUUAGAGUUGUCAGUCCAGCAGACGGGAAGACCAGAGGUGCAAGUACAGGAAGAUUCAGCGAAGCUCAGGAAGAAGCUGGAGGAUAUUAAAGAAGCACUGACAAAUGCCGUAGAGCAAUAUGAGGAAGCGGACCAAAAGUGA
This is a messenger RNA of Bursaphelenchus xylophilus (pine wood nematode), 216 nucleotides long. NCBI's taxonomy places the organism in Eukaryota, Metazoa, Nematoda, Chromadorea, Rhabditida, Aphelenchoididae. The record is from the annotation of a GenBank genome assembly.